Gadus macrocephalus (Pacific cod) is the source of this 3079-nucleotide messenger RNA. It is a transcript of the gene mvb12ba, whose product is annotated as multivesicular body subunit 12Ba. The transcript is spliced from 10 exons. The coding region runs from base 232 to 1155 and encodes 307 amino acids. Gene Ontology annotation, biological process: viral budding; regulation of epidermal growth factor receptor signaling pathway; virus maturation. Gene Ontology annotation, cellular component: late endosome; ESCRT I complex. NCBI's taxonomy places the organism in Eukaryota, Metazoa, Chordata, Actinopteri, Gadiformes, Gadidae. The record is from RefSeq and is a predicted model, not a curated record.
GACAUGCCUUUGAAAACAUUGAUAUUGACCAACAUUGGUAAACCUGACGAGACGGCUUCCGUCGGAGCGCCUUGUUGUGGUGGUGAAUAAAGAAGAUAGUAAAUGCUAAACCACAUAACCGUCGGUUAGACAACACCCGCUGAAGAACGAUAUACGAUCAGUUCUUCAUACAGCAUAGUGUGUUUGAUAACGCCUUUGGUGUUUCGAUGAGGAUUUUGUUAAUAGAUCGUUAUGCUUCGCCAUUCACUGAACUGUUGUAAGAUGCCUGAAGUUCGGGAACUCUCUGAUGCCUUGCCAGAGAUGCCCAUGGACCCCAUCACUGGGGUUGGUGUAGUGGCAUCCCGGAACAGGGCUCCCACCGGCUAUGAUGUGGUUUCCACUACGACAGAUGGGCUGGAUGCAGACCUUUGGAAAGAUGGUCUGUUUAAGUCCAAGGUGACGCGCUACCUUUGCUUCACCAGAGUUUUCUCCAAAGAAAAUAGCCAUCUGGGUAACGUGCUCGUGGACAUGAAGCUGAUUGACAUCAAAGACACUCUACCCGUCGGCUUCAUCCCUAUCCAGGAAACGGUAGACACGCAGGAGCAGGCCUUCCGGAAGAGGCGACUCUGCAUCAAGUUCAUCCCCCGGGACUCGACAGAGGCAGCCAUCUGUGAUAUUCGUAUCCUGGGGCGAUCCAGGCAGGCCCCUCCACAGUACACCUUCAUAGGAGAAUUGAACAACAUGGGAAUCUGGUACCGCAUGGGGAACGUCCCUCGGACCCUCGACUCUUCCCAGACCCCGCUGGCCAACAACAGCCAGAACACCACCAACACCACCACAGCCUCCACAGCCUCCACCCCUGCUGCUCCAAUGCUCAAGCAUAUAUCCAUGACACUCCCAGCCAGCUUCCGAGGGAAAAACACCACACGGCCCGACUAUGAGCACCAGAACUCUAACCUUUAUGCCAUCUCUGCAAUGGAUGGCGUUCCUUUCGUGAUCUCUGAGAAGUUUGCCUGCACCUCAUCAGAUCUGCAGCAGGUAGAUCUGAUGGGCAUUACAAUCAAAUCUCUGGCUGAGAUUGAGAAAGAAUACGACUACAGCUUCCGCACGGAGCACAGUGCGGCCGCUCGCCUCCCACCCAGCCCCACUCGGACCCCACUGAGCUCUGAGGCCUGAAGACCCCCCCCCCCCCACACACACACACACGCACACACGCACACACACUACAAUAUCACCCUCGGACUUGGCUCCUGACUAGGCGUGGUGGAGGGGGUCGACGCUGUACAGUGGAAGAACAACAUGGAGAGUUGCUAUCGUGAGAAGAGGAGAAGCAGCCGUUACAUCUUUGUGUGUUUAAUUUGUAUGUCUUGAGAUGUGAUAUCGUAGGUCCCACUGCCACUAUCCGUACCAUUGAGAACUUGACUUUGGGCUUCUUAACGGACGGGCUCAUGUGUUUGGCUGCUCCAGGAACUGUCCAGGACUUUUAAAAUGUCAUUUUCUUUGUUGUUUUUUUAUUUGUUAUGGUUUUAUGUCUGACUUUGAAGGAACGCCUUCUUGCCUUCGGCCCUUCAACAAGGUGGAAUGUUGUGAACGAUGCUCUUUUAUUUUUAUUUUUUUCUCAACUCACAACGUUCCUACUGGUUUGUCCGCAGUCUACUCCCAGUACUCCCAAGACCCCAGUGGACAGGUCCUGUCUUUGUGGGUGAAAAACAAACAGAACAAUCUUGUCGUUUUAUUUUUGUUUUUUAACUGGUGUGUGUGUGUGUGUGUGUGUGUGUGUGUGUGUGUGUGUGUGUGUGUGUGUGUGUGUGUGUGUGUGUGUGUGUGUGUGUGUGUGUGUGUGUGUGUGUGUGUGUGUGUGUGUGUGUGUGUGUGUCACACCUGUCACCUGUGAAUAUCCUGUCCCUCUAUGUGGUUUAAGAUGGCUCUUUGGAUCAGAGACCAGAACCACAAGUACUGUAAAAGUUAGCCUUUCAUGUUCUGAUUGUUGGACUACAAAUACCACUAUCUCUCCUCAAGUAUAUACUAAUGUUAUUUCUGGCAUUUUAACUGUUAUCACUGCACUUUGUGCUUAGCUAAAUGUAUUAUUUUUUACUCAAAUGCUGUUACAUAGUAUUUAAGAAGUCUUGUAUUGUUUUGUUUUCAUAUUAGCAAAGUUUCUUUUUCAUCCUGAACUGCUCAAGAAGUUACUUAGUAUCACUUUUAAACUGAGCCCUACUUUCAACAAAUAAAACUCAUGUCUUUUAAGUAUUUGCUGUAAAUACCACAGUUGGCAUGAGUUGUGUCAUAAAGGUUUCAAAUGCUAAAAGGUUUUAGGGUUAACCUCAUAUUUUAGGAGAAAAUGCAGCUAACCAUUUCUUCUGAUCUAAUACUUUUUUAAAGUUAUAAUCCACUGAUGUUCUGAUCUUCACAAAGCUUUUGAAUAGAUAGUUUAAUAUCUUUCGAUUAUUCUCCCCCUUUCUUGCAGAUGUGUUAUUUUAGUAUGAAAGGAAUCGAAUCAAUCACCUCAAUCUUAUGCAGAAAGGGAUCACGAUCAAGGCUAACUACCAACUACAGCCACAUUGUCUCGUUAGGUUUUUUCAAACUUUUGUUUUUACCUUUUUUAACUGAAUUGUUUAACCACUUUCCUCAACUAUUUUCUCAGGCCUCUCAGUAUUGUGAACAUUUGGUCCCACAUAAGCAACCCAUGAUUGAACAAAAUAAACAGUGUAAUCAAACGUAUGUUUGUUUCUACUGUUUGACUGCGUAGCUAUCAAGUCAUUGAAGCACUUGAGUUACACGCAAGAUGGUUUGGGAUCUCCUGCAUAUGUGUUUAGUUUCCAAACGUUGGUUGUCAAAUUCGGCAAGUCAUCGUGGUGAAAAGUUGUUCACUCAUGUUAAUACUGUAUAUCCGAAUUAACAACCAUUAACACAUCAGCUCCUCAUUAGUCUCUUAUUCUUGAAUGCGAUUCCAGAAUAUAUCCGUCCUUUUUAUAGAUCUGUGGUGUGUGUGUUUUUUUUUUUUUUUUCAAAGCAUACAGAUAAUGCAAUGAGUUUAUUAUAUUGAUUUCAUGUAAAAAGAACAUAACAUUGAAUAAAUGUAGCACUAAGUGUAAUUGCU